AUGCAUGAGGCCUAUUCCCCGGCGGAAAAGGGUGCCUACUACCCAGAUGACAAGUGUGUGGUGGUGAUGCCGCCGCCGGUGGGUGCGGGAAUGCAGGCGAUCCAGCCAGAAAGAAGACCAUCAAACGCCCCAGAAGUUGCUGCAGCGGCGCCUGCUCAACCGCCAGGUUAUGCAGAAUCCGCUCUGCCGGAACGACCGGAACAACUGCCGUUUUGGAGGAGAAAUCUGUUAUGGAUUAUCGCUAUCGCGGGAUUGAUUGUGCUCGUCCUCGGGAUGGCUAUUGGGAUGGUCAGCCGUCAAGUGAAUUCGCCCAAGGAGCUAGACGAAUCCAAAUCAGUCGUAGCUCAGCCUGUUACUAUCUCGAACAACACUUUGAACAGUGUGGCAAGCUCCAGCGUAAUCUUGAACGACAACAAGACAAUCAACACCCACGUGGUUUGGCAGAAUUCAACCAACGGUACGAUACAUCUCCAGGUUAGCCUGGACGGAAAGAAGUUUCAAGCGGAGCAGCUUGUCAAAUUGGAAAUUCUUCCCAGACUUGGAUCUCCGCUAUCAGCUACCACAGAAGUCGACCCAACGACCGGUGUUGUGAUGCUCAAUGUGUUCUAUCUCUCUGGAUACAAUAAUAUCACGAUUUCCGCCGUGACUUGUUCGCCAUACACCGAUAGGUGCAAUACCAUCGCGAAUUGCGUUCUGCCGACUAAAAUCCCGGCCAGCAACUAUACAGGUCUCGCUGCAGUGAACGUGAACUCAGCUCAGGAUUGGCGGGUAUACUACCACGACAAAGAUGGGUACAUUUCCGAGCUUCAGGGCGAUAAUUCGGGAUUCAACACUGGCAAAACAAUAGGUGGAUCGGCUCUCAACGGCUCAUCUAUUGCUGCUGUGAACAUCAACUCGACAACCAACAACAUCAACGUUUUCUUCGUUGACACCUUCACGAAGUCGCUCUUUAAAAUGCAAUAUACUGCUAACUCCUGGACAAAGCCAUCCAUCGUCUCCUCGGUGUACAUCGACUCCUGGAACCCGCUGUCUGGUCUCGCUGCUGCCUACACUGUCAUCCAAGAUCAACUGCAUGUCUACUACACUGGACUGGAUAAGGGUAUCUACGAGUUCAUUGGCUCUAGGGCCUCUACCACAGUCAAUACGGCAUGGGAUGCGCUACCGACUCGAAACUCCACUUGGGGCGAGGCAGACAUCGUUGGAGCCCCAAUCAGCGCGGUAGGAUGGGACGACCAAGCCCGCUUUUACCAAAUCAUGCGAGGUACACUGGCGGAGAACUCAUUAGACAACACGACCUGGACCGAAUCAUUUAUCGACGACAGUGGGCGGACAAGCAAGUAG
Drepanopeziza brunnea f. sp. 'multigermtubi' MB_m1 is the source of this 1341-nucleotide messenger RNA. RefSeq lists its product as uncharacterized. NCBI's taxonomy places the organism in Eukaryota, Fungi, Ascomycota, Leotiomycetes, Helotiales, Drepanopezizaceae. The record is from RefSeq and is a predicted model, not a curated record.